AUGGGGAUGACACGGGUAGUGACCACAGAUGCUCUGACCACCUUUUAUGUGCCCUGGUUCUCAACUUCUUCCUGCCAUGGCCCAGAGUCUGCUUUGUACAUUGUGUACAUGCCCAUCCGUCACCCCUGUGUCUCUGGGGAAAGGGUAACCCAGGCACGAGAAGUUAGAACCAUGCGGGCCGCGGCCCCUGCUGUCCGGCUUUGCGACAUUUUGAAUGCUGUACGAUGUACGCCGAACGGCAGGCGCAAAUAUCGCAAAGAGACCAAAAUGAAGGUUAUGAGAUUCGGCUUCAUCCGCCGCUGUUCUUUCAUCGCUUACUGCCUGACCACCACCACUACCAGGACUGUCUCUCUUCCUUCUCCGGUUGCCUCGACCAACCAACCCGUGAGAUUAUGGAGCGGGCGAAUCAAUUCAGAACGCAUCAUCGCCCGUCUUAUCUUGCGCGGGCAGCGGUCACCUGCAUCCACCCACUUCAGGUUCCGCUCCCGCUCCCGCGUCGCCCUCGCAUAACAUAACAUAGCAUUGGUCGCGCAUGGCAUGACAUGGCAUGGCAUCCCAUCGCAUCGUCUCUUUUCUUGCUUUCUGAACCCGUCUUUUCGCCCUGGACAAGUGUCGUUGACCCCUAUGGUGAGGACUGAGGAGGCAGCAAGGGUGCCCAGCCAAGCCCACCGGAGUAUGUAGCACAGGAGGUGGGAGUUUUCUACCCCAGCCCUCUUCGGUCGGUUCGAAGCACAGCGUGCGCUAUUGACUACCCUACCGAUCAGAUCGUUCAAAG
This is a messenger RNA of Sodiomyces alkalinus F11, 775 nucleotides long. RefSeq lists its product as hypothetical. The record is from RefSeq and is a predicted model, not a curated record. NCBI's taxonomy places the organism in Eukaryota, Fungi, Ascomycota, Sordariomycetes, Glomerellales, Plectosphaerellaceae. The transcript has 6 exons. The coding region runs from base 1 to 510 and encodes 169 amino acids.